AGUAGUAUUGAUCUAUUACCUUCAUUAUUUUCUUCAGCUUGGCGAUCAUUUACAAAUGCCCUUUUCGCCGCCUUGGAGCUUCACAACCACCUCUAAUGGCGACCACCAACAUUUUUCAUUUCUCUUUACCCACCAAAUCUAACCCUUCAGCUCCGCCGUUCAACACUUCUUCUCCUUACUUCCUCCUUUCAUCGCCACUUUCCAGGUCUGUCAAAAUCAUCCGAUGCCUAUCUGUUCACCGAUCAAACGACGAGGGCACCUCUGCUUCCAACAGCACGAACGACUGCCUGCGAGUCGUCCUCGCCGCCGGAGGCACUGGCGGGCACAUUUAUCCAGCCAUCGCCAUUGCUGAUGAGCUCAAACUCGCCUUCCCCACAUCACAAAUCCUCUUUCUAGGAACACCCAACAGCACAGAAAGCGCCGCCGUCCCCUCCGCCGGGUACGAGCUCGAAACGGUUCCGGCUACCAAACUAACUCGCCCCCGUAUCUCCCCCCAAAACCUCCUCCUUCCUUUACAUCUGAUCAAAUCCGUGGUUGCGAGUUACAAAAAACUCCACGAUUUCAAACCCCACGUUGUCAUCGGCACUGGUGGGUACGUCUCGUUCCCGAUUUGCCUUGCUGCAAGGCUGAUUCAUGGGGUCAAGCUCGCAAUCCAAGAACAGAACUCGGUUCCAGGAUUUGCGAAUUGGGUUCUUUCUCAUUUUGCAGAUGUGGUGUUUGUUGUAUUGAACUCCACGGUUGAGUGCUUUCCAAGGAAGAAAAAGUGUUUGGUUUGUGGGAAUCCAGUGAGAUUGGCAUUGAGACAGUAUAUUUCGAAGGCUGUGGCACGUUUGCAUUUCUUUCCAAGAUCGGGGAAAGUUGAGGAUUUGGAGGCUAAGGUGGUGCUUGUUCUUGGAGGGUCUUUGGGAGCCAAUGCCAUUAACAUAGCCAUGCUGAAUCUGUACUAUCAGAUGUUGUUAGAAAACAAGAACUUGUACAUCAUAUGGCAGACUGGCGUGGAAACAUUUGAUGAAAUGGACAGCCUUGUGAAGAACCAUUCCCAUCUGCAUUUAACGCCGUUCAUGCAUUCUCUGCAUUUGGCAUAUGCAGCUGCAGAUCUGGUUGUUUCUAGAGCAGGGGCCAUGACUUGCUCUGAGAUCCUAGCUACUGGAAAGCCUUCUAUAUUGAUACCCUCACCAUAUGAAGAUGAGGGGCAUCAGUUCAGAAAUGCUUCAAUAAUGGCUGACAUGGCUGGUUCAACCGUCAUCAAUGAAGAUGAACUAGAUUCAACUACGCUUGCGAUUGCAAUUCAAGAGAUAUUGGGUGAUGAGAGUAAAAUGGCAGCUCUGUCCGAGAGAGCAUUGAGAGUAUCAAAACCAAAUGCCGCUGCUGAAAUUGUUCAACACAUUGGAAACUUAAUAAGAUGAAAGAAUUUUACGAUCAACAUCGGUCAGCGCUGAAGUAGGGCCCACCGUCAACGUGAAAAAGUCAAAACUUGGUCAAGUAGGACCCACUGAGAUGUGUGAAUUACGGGUCACG
Molecule: messenger RNA, 1518 nt
Organism: Cucurbita moschata (crookneck pumpkin)
Lineage: Eukaryota; Viridiplantae; Streptophyta; Magnoliopsida; Cucurbitales; Cucurbitaceae
Product: UDP-N-acetylglucosamine--N-acetylmuramyl-(pentapeptide) pyrophosphoryl-undecaprenol N-acetylglucosamine transferase
Exons: 6
Coding region: 96-1406 (436 amino acids)
Biological process (GO): carbohydrate metabolic process
Molecular function (GO): undecaprenyldiphospho-muramoylpentapeptide beta-N-acetylglucosaminyltransferase activity
Source: RefSeq, a predicted model, not a curated record